Verruconis gallopava is the source of this 597-nucleotide messenger RNA. RefSeq lists its product as uncharacterized. Bases 107 to 304 code for a protein of 65 amino acids. The transcript has 2 exons. The record is from RefSeq and is a predicted model, not a curated record. Gene Ontology annotation, molecular function: DNA binding; DNA-directed RNA polymerase activity; zinc ion binding. Gene Ontology annotation, cellular component: RNA polymerase I complex; RNA polymerase II, core complex; RNA polymerase III complex. Gene Ontology annotation, biological process: DNA-templated transcription. NCBI's taxonomy places the organism in Eukaryota, Fungi, Ascomycota, Dothideomycetes, Venturiales, Sympoventuriaceae.
GUGAAAGUUGGUGACCUUACGGAAAUCCAAAGCUCUGAAACGCAAUACAGUCGCCGAUUCCACGCCCUCCCUGUCGCAUUAAACUUACAACGAGCGCCACACCAAGAUGUCUGGGUACGGUCAAGCCUCCACAGGAAGCGGCAACGUCCAGCAGGAAGUCGACAAGCCAGUCCAGUACAUCUGCGGUGACUGCGCCUUCAAGGUAGUGCUCAAGCGAGGCGAUCCCAUCCGCUGCACUGACUGUGGAUAUCGCGUGUUGUAUAAGGAGAGGACAAAUAGAAUGGUUCAGUUCGAGGCUCGGUAGACUUCUCUGAACAUGGUACGGAAAAGCAUACUAUGCUGCUGAGACGAGGCUCGGCUCAAUACGUCGUGAUGCACGCUGUUUAGGCGCUGGAAAUGUUACAGGGUGCAGAAAGUUGAUCUGGUCAGAAUCACUUCGGAGGCUAUGAGCCGAGGCGUUUCCAGCAGGCACAUCUACGCAGCAAAAGUAAGGAUCAAGGGAUGUUGAAGCGUUCAAGUAAAUUCCUAGUGAUGUUGCAUCAUUUGCAAGCAUAGUUUUAUUACGAACCAAAUCCCAUUCCUUUGACUUCAUCGUCA